UGCAAGCAAAAAUUUUUUUGGCGCACGAAACAAAACAUGCCCUGAACGUUUCAAAUUCUAGGAAGAGGAAAAUUUUGUAAUUUGAAUUUUUUAGCGAAAGCUGGAUCGCGAGCUGCAAUCCGAAAAACAGUUUGUUAUCGAAGUUCGAGCGACUGACAAAGGCGUACCACCUCUUGAAGGAAGAGGAAAUGUGACGAUUCGUGUUACGGAUGUAAACGAUAAUGAGCCAUAUUUCAAGAAAAAGCUUUAUUUCGGAUCAGUAGCCGAAACAGCACCAGCUGGUUCGCCAGUAAUGAGUGUUGCCGCCCAGGAUAAAGAUAAUGAAGCAAGGGACAACAUUUUUUCAUAUGAGUUAAUGGAAGAAAACCAGUAUUUCUAUAUAACAACUGAGGUUGAUCCAGGCAGCUCAAGUGUUGGAGUGCUUCGGGUCAAAAAGGUCAGUCCCAUCCCAUGA
This is a messenger RNA of Gongylonema pulchrum, 454 nucleotides long. The record is from the annotation of a GenBank genome assembly. NCBI's taxonomy places the organism in Eukaryota, Metazoa, Nematoda, Chromadorea, Rhabditida, Gongylonematidae.